Messenger RNA from Rhodofomes roseus, 1144 nucleotides. RefSeq lists its product as uncharacterized. NCBI's taxonomy places the organism in Eukaryota, Fungi, Basidiomycota, Agaricomycetes, Polyporales, Fomitopsidaceae. The record is from RefSeq and is a predicted model, not a curated record. Bases 71 to 847 code for a protein of 258 amino acids. The transcript has 5 exons.
ACCAAAUGCAGCCAAGUGCUCCCCUCUGUCCGACUUUACCUUGCUUGAGCUCUUGCUCGCAGCCGCGACAAUGUGUCGCUACCACAGCACUUCUUAUCACACCUACCAUUAUGUUAUAGUGCCAUAUCCGGCUCCUGCGCACCACCACCGACCAUAUCGUCACCGUAGUCCAGAUCGUCCAACCAUGUCGGCCUCGGAGCACCAUCACCGUCAGGCUGAGAGGCCACCUAGCCCAAUGGACGUCGAAGUACCAGAGGCACCAGUGGUCCCUCCGAGGCCGAGCGACUUCGAACGUUGGCUUCCGCGUCGCGGGCGCUCGAGGCCCUCCUCUCCGCCACACCCGCCCCCAGUAGUGCCGCCACAAGCCUCAGCAUCGAGGGUGGAGGAGCCAUCUCCAAUUCUGUUCUAUCACCGCCAUGAGCCGUACUUCGAGUUCACGAACUUUGCGCCCUACCCUAUCCACUGGCAUGGCCAUACAUAUCCCACUGCAGAACAUUUGUUCCAGGCGCACAAGUUCAUGACGACCAGACCAGACGUGGCGGAACACAUCCGCCACCUCCCCGGCCCACGCGAUGCGCUCGAAGAAGCCGGCCGCCUACGCAGGUUCCAACGCCCAGAUUGGUUCGACGUCAACGUCGGCAUCAUGGACCAAAUCCUUGAGGCAAAGUUCUUUCAGCACCCGAGGCUGAGAGACAUGCUCCUUGGAACAGGCAACAGCAUGCUCAUUGAGGACAGUCCGGUUGAUUCAUUUUGGGGAUGGGGUGCUGACAGCCAAGGGAGGAAUGAGCUCGGGAAGGCGCUCAUGCAGUUGCGCGACAGGCUACGGCAUGCGCAUGGUCACUUGUGAACUCGAGACGGCCUACAGCAUAGGCAGAGGUAGUAGAAGUACAUCUCGAGUGGUAGCCGAAUGGCCUUGGCGACGCGACCUCCUGAGAUCUACUAGAGGAUGUAUGCCUGGCGUGGAUCCUGCCCGCGUUCCUUUCCGGCCGAAUUUCCCUGCUGUAGCAUUAGCGGCAUCGUUGUGCAGUGUAUUUCUUGAUCGUGUAAACAUCUUUCCGUUUGUCACUGUUUCUCGACCGUGCAUCCUUGUCAGUCGUGUGCUUUUUGCAGCGCAUUCUCAGCGUAAAUGUCGAAGGCAUCUCAA